This is a messenger RNA of Musa acuminata AAA Group (dessert banana), 1574 nucleotides long. Its product is annotated as transcription factor IBH1-like 1. The record is from RefSeq and is a predicted model, not a curated record. The transcript has 2 exons. Lineage: Eukaryota; Viridiplantae; Streptophyta; Magnoliopsida; Zingiberales; Musaceae. Gene Ontology annotation, biological process: regulation of DNA-templated transcription. The coding region runs from base 664 to 1224 and encodes 186 amino acids.
CAUUGCAGCUUUUGUUCACCUUUCAACUCCAAGUUCUUUUCAUCAUCUUUCAUUUGUUUUGCUUCUGUGUCUUUGAUGGCAGAUCCAACUCUUUGCACCCAAGAUUACAUGAUGAGGGUACACCAGUGCACAUGUAAAGGCAGCUCCAUGUUUCACAGACCUCCUUGCAUGCAAUCAAGGAUCCAAUUUGCUGUUCCCAAUUGUACCACAACACAGCGUUGGCAUGUGAUGCACUUGCUCAAUUAGAGACAGCUUUUUUCUCUUGUUUUCCUUUCUUCUUUCUCUCUCCUUCAUUGUAUCUGAGCUUGAUGAGUACUGAACAGAUGCAUAUAGCUUCCCUCUUGAAAUGAUGUUACAGUGUUUUCAUGUGAGCCUCUAAGAUUUUGCUCAAUUAGAGACAGCUAUUUCUCUUUUCUUAUGUUCCCCUCCUUCGAUACAUAACAUAUACCAACUUGGAUCUGAGUGAGAACAGAGAUCAGAGGAAUAAAGGUAUUGGAUUCUCGUGAAAUAGUGUCACAUGCAGUGCCUCUUAGCAGAACAACUCUCUCUCUCUCUCUCUCUCUCUCUCUCUCUCUCUUUCUCUCUCUCUCUUCUCCUUCCUCGAUAUAAGCACAGCAAGCCUUUAGCUCACUGCCUUGCUCUUGUGCUCCCAAGUCUGCAACCAUGCAAGUUCCAAACUCAUUCAAGCUUGCUUUGCUCAAGCAAAUGCUUCUGGGCUUCCAGCUAUCAGAUGUUUCAUCCAACAGCAUGAGCUUCCACGAGAGGAAGAAUGCCAUCAAGCUCUCGGCCGACGCCGCCAUGGUCUUCGCCAGAGGCAGCACAAGGUGGACUCGGGGCCUCGUCGCAAGCCUCUCCAAGAACAGGAACAACGACGGCCUCCUCAGAGGCAUCCUGGGGAAGAAGUAUGAGAGGCUAAGCUUGCCAUGCUGCAACUCAUGGAAGAUCCCAAGGUCCAGGAAGAUCCUAAAAAGGUGCUUGGGGCUAUGCUCAAGGAGGAAGAAGGCAACAGGUCCACAACAUGAUGUCGAGAGCAGUAGCACCCUCGCAAGGAGGCUGGCGAAGAAGAGGAUCCAAGUGCUCAAAAAGCUUCUGCCAGGAGGUGAGUCCAUGGAAGGCUUCUCUUUGCUGGAUCAGACUCUGGACUAUGCUGUGUCUCUCAAAGCUCAGGUUGACAUAAUGCGAAGGCUCUUGAAGAUCUCCAAACCCUCAAAUCUCAACAAAUGAAGGUUUGUGGAUGUGGAGGCUCAGAUUCCACAGCCAGAAGAAAUGUUUCUGGAUAUGUAGCAUGAAGUCAAGAAUGUGCUCAUGAAGAAAGAAACAUGACUGGACUUCUCCUGCUCUUUUGUUCUACAGCCUCCAUCUGAAGGAGGAAGAAGAAGAAGAACAUGCCCAAAGGCAUUGAAAUGAUUAAGGUUGUACAGCAGUGCAGAAAUGUCUUGAGAGAGAGGAAGUUUAAGUAGAUGUGCAACUAAUUUCCUUCAUGUUGAUAUGUCAUUUCUAGCUGUAAUUAUGUGGACAUAUAAUGGCUACAAUGUUUCUGAGAUAUAUAAGAAUAAUAAUAAGAAGAUUACCUC